AUGGGUGAAGUUAUUGAUCCCUCACAAGACCUUAGUUCCCCUUACCAUGUCAGUUCAUCUGAUAAUCCCUCCUUUCUCAUUGUCCCGAAUGUUAUUGAGGGGCCAAACUAUCAUCAUUGGUCACGUUCAUUUCGAAUGAGUCUCAUUUCAAAGAACAAGAUAAGUUUCAUUGAUGGAACCAUAGAAGCUCCCACUCGUACCAGCUCAUUGUUUCCAGCAUGGCAGAGAGCCAAUAUGCUGGUUGUUUCCUGGAUGCUCAAGGCUGUUUCUCCAUCCAUUGCACAGAGCAUUAUCUGUAUGGACAACGCCUUCGACAUAUGGAAUGAUUUAAAGGACAGGUUCUCACAAGGAGACAUGAUUCGCAUUUCUGAUCUUCAAGAGAUGAUUUCUUCUUUCAAACAAGGUGAGUUGAGUGUUACAAACUAUUUCACUGAGCUCAAAAUUCUUUGGGAUGAGCUUGAUCUUUUGUGCCCAUUACCUGCUUGUUCUUGUGCUUUUAAAUGCACCUGUAGUGCUAUUGGGAAUGUUGCUAAAUAUAAAGGACAAGACCAGGUUAUUAAAUUUCUAAGGGGGCUAAAUGAUAACUAUUUGACUGUUAGAACUCAAAUUCUAUUGAUGGAUCCCUUGCCAUCUUUGAAUAGAGUUUUCCCUCUUGUUAUACAACAAGAGAGACAAAUUUUUGGUGAUCAGUCCAAGGCAAUGGCUGUUACUGGUAGAGGGGGCUAUAAAAUCAACACUGCAAGUUAUGGAAGAGGAAGCUAUGGAAAAGGAAAUGCUUCUAAAAUCUGUAGUCAUUGUGGAAAGACAGGACAUACCAUUGAUACAUGUUAUAGAAAGCAUGGCUUCCCACCUCAUUUCAAGUUUAAAAAUCAGAACCAUGAUCAAAGUCAUGCUAAUGCAGUAUUUCAAAAUGCAAGUUCUAAUGUUGAUGGUGAGCAGAAUCAUGAAGGUUCAAAGGCAGAAUUACAGCCUCAACAAAUUAAUUUUACUCCUGAGUAG
Molecule: messenger RNA, 999 nt
Organism: Cajanus cajan (pigeon pea)
Lineage: Eukaryota; Viridiplantae; Streptophyta; Magnoliopsida; Fabales; Fabaceae
Source: RefSeq, a predicted model, not a curated record